This is a messenger RNA of Porites lobata, 23770 nucleotides long. NCBI's taxonomy places the organism in Eukaryota, Metazoa, Cnidaria, Anthozoa, Scleractinia, Poritidae. The record is from the annotation of a GenBank genome assembly.
CAGAAAUCCAACAUGGUUGCCUGUUCAACGUUAAUUUGAUACAUUGUGGAAUUUGAAGGUUAGUUUUGCAAUACUUUGGCUAUCUUCUCGUUGUUUACAAGCUUAAUGACAUAAUUCUUCGUUAAAUUAAUGUGUCGCUGGGGAAAAUGUCGUUUACAAGCUUGUCAUAGUUAAACAUUGCGUAGAUUUUCUUACCCCAAACUCGAGUCACGUUGUGAGGUCGUUGGUUCGAUACGUACUGUGGUCCACUUAUCCUUUUUCAUCCGGUUCCAGUUUUCUUUUUAUUCUAAUAUUCUCGUUCUUUGAUUAAUUUCAACGUUUAUUUGUAAAUUCAUUUUACAAAAUUGUGAAUCAGUACGGUGUAUAAUCUCUGAUAAUCUUACUUCUCCGAUUUAUGCAAAUGAGUUCUGUCAUCUCAACAAGCUACUUUCGAUAUAUUAAAAUUCAGCAUGAUAGAGAGUCUUAGAGGACACAAACAAAGAAAAUGAAUAAACAUGAAUAACCAUGGUUUAUUCAUUUUCUUUGUUUGUGUCCUCUAAGACUCGUUGUCAUGCUGAAUUUUAAUAUGUCGAAAGUUGUCCAUUGCCAAAAUAUAGCCUCGUUAUUCCUGGUUUCAGUUGUGGUUCAUACACAAUUUUUAUUGUAUGGCUUUCUUGUUCCCAGCAAAAACUAUGUCAACUAUUUGAUACUGGCUGGUAGCAAGGGAAUACAACCAUAUCUUCAUAAUUACACACUUUCCUAACUACAUCCCCCUCCCAAGGCAAAAUCUCCCUUGAGUUCACACUUGCUGUAGAUAAGGGUUCAAAGUUUUGGUCAGUGUUAUUUCUAUAUUCAACAUGAUAAUACAUAAGCCAUUGUUAAUUCAACUUAUUUUUCUUUUACCUUAGCAGUUGCAAUGAUCAUGAAGAAUUUAAUCAUGACACAAUUGUCAUAAAGGCUGCCUCUGUUGUCAACAUAUCAGUCCAUUUUAAGUACAAGAUUUACGAUCAUUGGUGGCACUCAGUUUUUCUGGAUAAUUUCUUUGUCCUAGUGUCAUUUUACACUCACAAUUUCCUCUAUGGAAGACUCAGGGGAUUUAACGCCCAAAGUCGAUUUUGCAAGCCUGAAAGAGGAACUUUCCAAAAAUGGGAUGGUUAUAUGCCCUGCUCAAAACUGCAAUCAGGACUUCAGCUCUCUUGGAGGACUCAAGUAUCACUUGAAACAAGCCAACCACCUGAUCUCUGGUGAAAGAAGGUUUAAAUGUGAGCAGUGUAGCUUGUUGUUUCAAUCACGGGUUCAUCUGCGAAACCACAGAGUUGCUGAACAUUCAGAUGGUGAAAGUGGAAGUCCAUUGGUCAGUCCAUUGUCAAGUCCAAGGUAACUACAAUACAACUUAAAUAUUUUGCUUGAAACUGUCAUGAAAAAAUGUAUCAAAUGAAAGUUUAAUUGACAGGGCUGUCACUAACUGUAACAUUUCAAUGCAACAAGUAGUGGGGUAAUCAAACAGCUCGGGAUUUCUUUUGGUUCUGUUUUUCCUCUAUUUUCCUAUGAAAGUAGGUGGGGCCACAAUCUUUAUAGUAGGCAGGGAAAGUCCCCAGCCCCCACCUCUAAAUGACAGCCCUGAUGUAUUUCAUACAACUGUAUGGUUUACAUGUACAUCAUGAGUUUGCACAGCACCUGGUAGCCUCUUGCUUUUGCAGUCCUGACAUGGAUUUUAUAAGCUGUGUCAUGUGGGCUGUGAGAUUGCACUAGCGGUAGGGGCUAGGGGAUUUGAUAGAGGAUUUAGGGACCAAUAGUCAUGGCUUUCACAACCAGUUCAAGUUGCUGGGAAAAUGCAAUAAAUAGGAUGUGAAGUGAACAGCCAAGAAGUUAUUUUGGUUCUAUUUUCCUUUGUUCGAUGAAAGUAGCCGGGGUCAUGCUUGUAGUAAAUGGGGGGAGGGGGGUAGAUCCCUAAUGACAGCCCUGAGACACACAGUACUUAGGAUCUGUGGUAGUGGAAGAGAUACUGGAGUGAGAUGGUCAGAUGAUGAAGGAAAAGAGGGCAAAAUGUAAUAAGCUGAGGAGUGGGUUAGGGGGUUACUGUAUUUAUUAGAUUAAACGCUGUGGCAUUUAUUAAAUGUUUAGCAUUUCCAAUGCAGUGUUUAUUCUUGGGCGAAAUUAAUUCAAGGGCGGCGUUUAUUUUGAAAGCACUUUCUUUAAAUGACUGAGGACAGUUAUCGUAAAUUGUUUGUAAAUAUUAUGUAAUUUAUUAAACGGUUCCACUGUCUCCCUUAUUUUGUUACAUACCAAGGUUUUUCUUAUUAAAUCCUCGAGUAAACGCCACAUUCUUUUGAUUAUGUACGGCGUUUUCUUCGAGGGUGUUGAUUAUUGGUAAUUUUCCCUCCAUCUGCGGCGUUUGAUCGAGGGUGGCAUUUAAUGGAACAAAAUACGGUAAACAGGGGAAAAGGAUGGGUGUUUGAACUAUCUUUUACAAUAUUCUUUUUUGUUUUUUUCUGCAGCUUCAAAGAGAAAGAAGCUUAUACCUUUGCACCUUUUUCUAACUCGUCAAACCACAAGACAACGCAAGUAAGAACAGAGAGCAUUAACCUUGAGAAUUCUUCCGAAGUAAACUCGGAAUGUGACUUCUUGGGUGACAUGUCGGCCUCAGGUUCUCAAAAUAACGGAAAUGUGAGCUGCUCAGGUAGCUCAGCUAAUCAAGCCUCUUUAGAAAAAAGUAAAGACUCAAGUGAUUCUGUGUUAGAAUCGAGAACUAGUGUACCCGAAGCAAAUUCAUUGUGCAGUGAGAAUCAUGCUAGAUUUGUAGGAUCGUCAAAAAGAAAGAGAGGACGACCCAGAAAAGCAGGUAUUGAAAGUACUGUCAAUGAAGUGUCGUCCAUGGCUAGUCCAUGUCCUGACCAAUUAAGUGAGAUUUCAUCAUCAUCUCGCGUGAACGCUAACGAUAAAAUACCCUCAAGCGACAUAACAACAGCAAGGAGAACGUCCUCGAGAGUUCGGACACCACGAAAGAUUUUCUACAUUGAUGUGGACAAGUCGAAAGAUGACAAUUUACAGAGUUCCUCAAGGAAAAGAGGGAGGAAAAGAAAAAGUGUGACGGAAGUGAAUAGUGAUGAGGACGAUGAAACCGAUGUAUCGAAAAAACUGGAAUAUAAGACACCCAAGAAACGGGGUAGAAAGCCUAAAAGAACGAAUAUUACAAGCGAGGAUGUUGAUUCUGUUAGAGAAUGUAAUGAUGAGAGUGUUAGCAAUAAUAAUGGGAAGGAAAAAGUAGAAGAAAAGCGCAGUGUUGGUUGUAAUGAUCAGGCUGUUAUCAAGGUUGAAGAUGAGCAACAAGAAAAUGAGGAAUCUUCUAGAGGUGUCAGUGAGAACAAAAAUGGUGACGGUUACGUUGAAGAUGAUCAUCAUGGUGAUGAUGUUGAUAAUUAUGAUGAUGGUGGUGUUGAUGGAUCUUGCACUCCUGGAGUUACAAGAACAAAGGAGCUAAAUGGAAAAGAGAAUAGUAAGUUAUGGGGUAAUACAGGUAGAGUACAACAUUUUUAUUCCCUUACUAUCACUUAUUUUCGUGCGACUUUAAUUUCGCGAAUUUGGAAUAGCAAUAUUUCGCGGCACUUAAAUUUCGCGAUUUUGUCGAAUCACCGUUUUUCAAGGUAAUUAAUUUUCGCGAAUCAAGUAAAAUGGUGCUCGUUUUUUAAACUUCUAUCUCUGCAUUUUAUUUAACCAUAAUGGUAUAGAAGCGCAACAAGCAAUUUGCUGUAAUGUUCAACAAUGUCAGAAACAUAACAUCUUUUAAAGGUACACUGAUAUAAGCAACGGAGGAACUAUUAAACUCGAUGGCGCUGCCAAUUAGCUUUUAGAUGAGGAUCUCCUCUUUAUAUUUUCAAAUGGAUCUUCAGGUAAUAAGGUUGUCUUUCCUUGAGCAAGUUCGGAUAUUCCCGCUUUGCUUCAUCCUUUUGCAAUGUACCGCUUUCCCAUACUGCAUGUCAAAUGGUAGCCUGAGAAAACAGGCGACAUCUCACGACACCAUCACUGGUUUCCCCGCGAAAUGAAGAAAACGAAAUUCUUUAUUGAUGACCUGUCAUUACCCAGAUCAGGGUAGUGCUUCUGAUUGGUCGUGCCCCGUGGGAAAUUUGAUUCAACCAAUCAGAAGCACUGCCCAGAUCUGGGUAGUGACGCGUCAUCAGUAUGGAAUUUCUGCGCUCGUUUCUCAGACGUCAUUUGGCGGGGAAACCGGUAGUGGCGUCUCCUGAAAUGUCGGUUUUCUCAGGCUAGUCAAGUGGUUGUAAAGGCUUACCAGCCAGCUGGCUUGUAAGGACUACAGCACAGAUAGCCUUAAAUCGACCUCAAUCUCAUCGGUGCUGUUUCCCGACUCCAUUUGUUUCUGAACUUCGACCGAAUAGCAAGUUGUAGUUGAAGUACUCCCUGGUAAUCCUACGUCACCAGGUCGUUCCUUUUACAUUAGGAACAUGUAUUUUAUUUGCUCCUUCCGUUUUCUACUUACAAAGCUAAAGAUUUUGCUGUGAUAUCUCAGGUACCAAAGAAAACACUUCAACCAAGAAAUUGGGAAGAAAACCAAAGCGUCGUAAGGUAUUAAAACUAUCUUAAGUCCCAUGGUUAGUAUGAACAUGUUUUGCAUUCAGGAUAAGGAGAUGGUUGCCAUAGCAUAAACACCCCUACCCCUACCCCUCUUAAAUCAAGUCACCCACCCCUACUCCGAACCCACUCCCCCCCUCUGGAGCUCGCGAUUGUACAUUAUGUUUGCAGAUUCUCGAAUAUAUGAUUAACAGCACUACUGUUUUAUGAGAUGCAUGUCAAUCUUGUUGCUUCUUAUACUAAAACGUAUUUUGUUGUAUUGCAGGGAGAGGUUUCAGAGGUAGGUAAUCAUCCCCAGGGAUGUUUCUUCCAUUACGCGAAUAGCUUCUAGUAAAAUCUAACUAGAUUUUAAUAAUUUCAUACAUGUACAGCCUAAAAAAAUGCGAAGACCUUCAGGUCACUUGCGAAGGAGAUGUUUGGUUACGAGAAUCGAACCACAGGAAUUUUGUCCUAUCGGUUCUCUACGUCCACCCGUGUUUUCUUUAUGAAGAUACUUUAUUACAUGCAAUGUCCAAGUUACUAAAUGUGGUCAUUAAGAGGUUAAAAACACUGGAUAAUUAUCAACUGAUCAGUUCAAAUCAAAGGUCGCGGUCGGUUACAGGUCCAUUGCGGUGCUAGUUUACCAGAGGUUCUAGGUGUAAGGAUUUGACAGCAACAGCAAGUCGCCAGAAAUUUUUAGUUAAGUCACCCGAAAUGCUGAGUUGUGUGGCUUGAAAUUUUAUCAUGCUCAAAAACAUCCUAGCAUCCUUAUUGCACAUUUAUCGCGCUUGUUUCGUCUCAUCGAAGAUUAAAGAACGAACACUCAUUUAUCGCGCUUCUUUCAUUCUUCAUCAAGGGCUAAAGAUCGAGAUAUAUUACACAUUUAUACCCUCCGCUAGUUUCGUCUCAUCGUUGCUUAAAGAAGCACGAGGUAUGUCACACGUUCAUUCUGCUUAUUUCGUUUCACGAUGGUUUAAAGAAGGAGAUAUAUUACAGAAACUCUUUAUUUAACAAAAAUUAACUUUGUUUCUCUGUGCACUUCACCUGAUAAAAUUCAGGCGACAUGACUCAGCAUUUUGGGCGACUUAACUUGGGUUUUGGGCGAGAUGACUUUCGGGCGACUUGACCGGUUACCGGUGUCUUACGAGAGGCAGUCGCACAUGAACGUUUAAACUAGACUGUGGUACUAAAUCAAUGACUGAAAGUAUUUUUGCCAUGUUUCUUCAUUAGGUCACCCUACUGAAGGAACAGACAAAAUAUGGAAAGAAAUUAAUUUGUACAAAUGAAGGAUGUGGGGCUAAGUUCGCUUCAGCUCUUGGAUAUGUGACGCACAGAAAAACGUGUGGCAUAAAAGAGGAGGAGAGAGAAAAGUUUUCCUGUGAGAUAUGUGGAAAGGAAUACAACAGUGUGCCAGGACUUACAUAUCAUAUGAAGACCAAACAUGUUGAGGUACUUGAAAACCUUCAUUCACGCAGCUACCUCAUAUCAUGAUAAAGUUCCGAUAUAACACGAAUUCUGAUUGGUUUAGCCUGUUCCAGGCUCCGGGUUAGUCGGGUCCGCGAAAUUGAGGAAGCGUGAACACGAAAAUAAAACGAGAGGAAAACUUUUGGCUAAAAUUCGCUGUAGAAUGACGAAGGGUAUCGCGUUUUCCCGUCGAAAUGACGCUGGUUCACGCGCGCGCACUAUUACGUAUUGAACCCUGCAUAAAGAUAAAACCUGAGAUUAAGGAGAUAACAACAAUUGCUUUAUUUUUUCUUUUCAUUUUUAGAGUGAAACUGAUAGCAAUGAUCAAACCAAGGAAAAUGAGGUACUGUUACAACUGUGUGACACUAAUUUUGAUCAAAACUGUACCAUUAUCCGUUUUGGUCUCAAACUGUUUUGUCCCCAGAGAAAAUACAUUAUUUUCAAGUUUACGCAUUGUCUGUUGUUUUGUGUUAAUCAUAAGCUUAGCACUUUCUUACUCUCCUUUCUUAAUUGUAGAAUAUAAAAAUCCAGCCCUUUAUUUGCUCCCGAGAAGACGUGAAAGGUGUAACGAUUUAUGUCUUGAAUGCCUUUGUUUCCCAGGAAGCUGCAGAGCCUGAAGUUACAGAGACUGGGCGAGUCAGAAGAAAGGCGGCAUCAAGGUUGGUAACAACUAAAACGGUGUCCAAAUUAAUCACUUCCACGUUUUUUUGUCAAAUCUGCCUCUGGUAAACGAAGUAAUGGGAAGAAUCCCUCACUGUGAGGCAAAGUUAUGCAGCAAGGUGGGGAUAAGGUUGUUACCGUCACCCGGGGAGGGGAUGGAGGGGUAAAAAAAAGCUUUCCGCAGGUAUUUCUUCCAAACGCUUUACACCAAAAGCCUGCUAUCGCAGAGUAUGCUCAAUCCUGCUUGGUAAAGCUUGGUUUCCAUAAAUUUCCAGAUUAACCAGGCGUUCUUUAUUCUUAUACUUCAGUUGUAUCCAGGUGACUGUGAUCGCCUCUAACAAUAAAGCAAUUCGUUUGGUUCGUAUCAGUGAUUCGAUAGUUAACAUUCGGCGCCUCUUCGCAGACGUUACUAACCGCGGGGCUUGAUUACGUUUGCAGCGCAGGCUAUAUUUUCACUAAAAGCCCAUUAAAAACACGCUUGCUGCUGUUUUAAGCGACGAGGACAUUGUGAGGGUCAUUCAUCUAUUAUUUCGUCUGAAAGAUUCGUAGCGCCCUUACUCCUCCCAAAUUGACAGAUCAUACCAAGCUCUGUUUCUUUUUUCAUUUUUAGAGCCUUAUCCAAAGUUCACCAGUUAGCAACAGAUCAUGAUAUGGUGUCCAAAACGGAUGAAGCAGAAGAGAACGAUAAACCCAUAAAGAAAUCUGACAUUGACCAACUGAUCACCGCAAUUCCAGGCAGACAAGUCUCCCAGAAAUUGGAAGAGCGGUGGUCAGAGACGGUGGAGGCUGGAAAAAAUAUAAAUUGUCCUUGUAAGGUAACUAUCUCAGGUCCAAAAGUAGGUUGAGUUUGAUCGUCCGGGUGAACGUAGUCCUGAACAGGACUGUUGUUGUUGACAGUGACUGACGUGUCAACAACCUGUGCGGUAGUCAUCUUCAGAGUCAAAGUGAGUUGUAUCGCGUCAGUUCAUGGUAUUAUACUCUGGUUAUUGAUCUGAUUGGUCAAUUACGUCGCGAUGUUAUUGGUCGUCUGUCAGUUAAGCCGUGAUGUUAUUGGCUAUGAAGACUCGUAAUCAGUAAUUGGCGCGUUUCGAUCCGUCUAUUGUCACAGUUAAACAGUCGUCUAUUGUUAGUCAAAUUGUCAGUUCUCCAGUCGUUCUCUCGUAGUUAGUUUUGCUUGAUCUCGUCAAUAAGUGGUUUGUACGGCGCUGGUAACUGUUGGCUACGAUUCAGUGGCGUUUUUUCUAAGUUAGUAAACCAGCUUUCUUUUCCCUCUGGGAGUGACGUGUAUCGAUUUUUGAUUGUUGUUGGUAGUGCUGUCAUGUAUGUGCUAACACUGUAUUCUACCAAAUAUGGAUUGUUUACCUUUUACAUGUGCAAGGGUAAGCAAAAUAGAAAGAACAGACGUUACGUCACGUUGCUAUGGUAACGAAUUUUUAGGUCGCAAUGAACCUUGUUCCUGCAAAGAUGGUAGGAAAAAAACGAAAAACAAUUGACGUCUACUACUUUCCUGAGAAUGAUUGCACUUUAGGAACAACAAGAUAGCCCAUUCUUUUCAUCCAUCAUUUGACAAUGCAAUUGGCCACCGCUGUCAAGAAAGAUUGUUGAGAUCCAGAAAUUUUGCUACCAUGGUAACAUAACGUCGCAAUUCUCCUCUCUAUUGAGGAUUCGUCCAGGAAUCGCGUUUACCAUUUUUACGUAUUAGGAAAAAUGGCCGCGAAGGCCCGGAACUGGUAUUAAAGAUGGCUUUGAAGAACAGGAACGCGAAUUUCCGUUGACAACAUUCCCUACGGAAAAACAGGCUGCCUUUUCAGAUGUCCCGUUGCUCCCGGAAAUCUUCCGCUAAGACGACCCAAAAUGUCGAGUUCCAUUAACUUUCUAACCUGAGCGGAUGUUCCGAAAACUUUUUUUAAAAAAUAGUAAACAACCAUUAUCAACGUUUCUUUCGAAGUUAGCACAUUUUAAUGAGAGUUGUCCUAUAAACACGACUAGAUUCUACUGGAGACACAUGUAGAUUCUCCACUAGGCUCCCCUAUCUUUCAUGAUUCGUUCAGACCAUGAUGUGAACCCCUUGGCUCUUAUGCGCUUGUCUUACCUAAUAUUUACAAAAACUAUUUGAUUAACUUUGUUGUAGAAGAGUCUUCUCUUUUGGCGAAGACGAAAAGUGCUGUUACACGGGACGAUUCGCAACCACGAUUGUUAGCGCAGCACAGUGUUGCAACAUUGAUUCGACAUUGAUAUGAAUGGUUACAACAUUGUUCUAAAGCUCUGUGUUUCGCUAAAAGUCGUCGUUGUCUAAGUCUGCUUUGACGAAGAUGGGUGGGACGAUUCGUUACGACGAUUGAUAGGGCAACACAGUGUUACAACAUUGAUACGACAUUGAUUCGACUGGUCACAACAUUGUUCCAACAUUGUGAACGCCGUUUUGGCCCAAAGGUGGGUCGAAACGUCCCGUGUAACAUCACCUUUGAGUAUCGUUCAUGAGGCGAUUGUUUUGUAAUUUACACUACUGAUCUAUUGCCGACCUGAGUUGUAUUUGUAAAGACUUACAUGCGAAGCUGUAACGUUAAAAAUGACUAGAGACAAUCAAUGUUUCCUGGCGCAAAUUUUGUCCUUUUUUAAUCUAUUUUUCCUAGGGCUGUUUGGAGAAGUUUCCGUCUAUCUUCAGCGUCAAAGGUCAUCUAAAAACCUGCGAGAAGGCUGUGUCUCAUAAGUGCCUGGCAUGCAGCAAAGUGUUUACGGGUUGGAUCGUGGCACAGAAUCACGUGAAACACUGGCACGUGGGAUACACGGUAACUGCUUUUUUAUAUUCUAGAGAAGUUUUGAAUAAUAGAGAGUUUAAGCAGCGACCUUUUUGAGCGACGCACGUCAAUCCGAAGUGAAAUUUUUGCACACUUGAGUUGUGAUAUUGAACAAACCUUUGGACAAAUCGUCUCUGUAAGAGUAAAGACACUUAGCCAUACAAAUUUGGUGGCGUCAAGGCAUAUUAAAAGAGAAAAAAAGCUGACUUCUGGUUGACGCGCGUCGCUCAAAAACGUCACGGUGCUGCUUCAAGCCUUCAUGUGCGACCACCUCACGUAAACGACCAUCCCCAAUAAGCGAAUACUAAAAAAAACACCAAAAGUCAAAAACACCAAAAUUUUCUCGGUGAAAUCCUUCUAGUUGAAACCUCUCUGUCGAUAUUGUAAACCACAUUUACCCAUAUUGUAACCUAGAAAAUACAUGCAGUACAUUCUCUUCAAAAUGUAGAUAUGUCCGUACUUCUCCUCGUAAAAUACCUUCUGUGAGUUCGACGACCGCUAACCCUUCGUAUUGUGGGCGGUCGCUUACGGGAGGGUCGACUAUUGAACCUCCAUGUGCGACCAUCUCUCGUAAGCAUGAACGACCAUCCAAAACACCAAUUUUUUUCCCAUCAAAUCACAACAGCUGGAACCUCUCGUAAACGAAUUCUUCUCUCAAGCGACCGCGGCCAUUUUUAGAUGAAAGUUUUAGAAUUUUCCAUUAUUUUUUCCUCAUGUAAACAACCACUUGAGACAUGAAUUGAUGUCUAUGUUUACUGUAUGUACUACACUACUCAGAGUAUUCAUAUCGUGAAAUAUAAAUUAUGUGCAAUGAAUGUCUUCCAAAUAAAAUAUGUGUUUUCUAGGAUGGGCUCCCUGUGAUUCAACUGUCGUAAGCAACCACCUCCCGUCGGCGACCACUUAAUCCUCACAUUUUGAGUGGUCGCUUACGGAAGGUUUGACUGUAUUACUUAUGUAGCGAGUAAUUAAAAGCAAGACAAAAUAAAACGAACCCCAGGACUUACAUUGUACAGAUUUCCCAGGUACAGUUCAGUGGUAUCCCGCAACGAAGGGUAGCACUUUAUCAUCUGAUGGAUCUAACUCUGUCUCCUACAUGUCAUUACUAAUUUAAACAAGGUGAAACAAAGAUCUACCCCUGAAGCCUAUUUGUAGAGUUAUUCACCAAGUGGCUAAAAGUUUGACCAUUGAAGUAAGGAGAGCAAGAAAAGUCUGAUUAUAAAAUAAUGGUAGGCAGACAAAAAAUUGUUGGCCAGAAAAGAAAAAUAUUUUGUGCAUGAAGAGUUUGAAAUAAUGAAAAUGGCUGCCCAUCAUCGCUAUUGGAUGUAAUUUAAAGGUACACACGCACAGAACUUAAAAUAAGAGUUCGAUUUCGCCAAUAUUGCAAAUAAUGUCAUUUUUGAUGUUCUCCAAAAGUAAAGAAGGCUUAACUCUAAACUGAAACUUUAGCCUGCAGGAAAGGACAAAUCUGACUCCAGCGAUGCUGAUUAUGUAGUAAUCAGUUCAGACGAGGACGACGAAGAUGAAGACUGCGUUGAAAUUGAGGAGGUAGAAGACAGUGGAAGCGACAUACUGGAGGACUCUGACGAAGCCGAAGAGAUUAUUGUUUGGGAUGACACCACAAAGAGGAACAGCAGAUUUAAACUACAGCAGAGGAGGGAAAGUAAAAAAAACGCCAAACUCUAUGUUAACUCUGUUGGAAAUAGAAACAGCACAGCUUAUAAGGCGACGGAAAAAUGGUACGUUACAGUGUAAUUAUCUUCUUGAGAUUCCCAUUUCUAAGGUUAUGUUCGCACGCCAAACCAGUACCUUCGCACCGGCUCUAAAAUGACGUUGUGUUCACACCGUAACUGAGGACCUGUUUACAUGGAGAUGGGGGACCCCAGGUGGGUGAGGUAACCCGCUUUGGUGGGUUAACCCGCCUGUUCAUAUAAUCCCUCAUUUAAAUUUGAUCACGGUUACAUGAUAGGUGGGGUGAACCGCCGCAUGUUACCUCACCUAUCUGGGGUCCCCCACCUUCAUGUAAACAGGCCCUAACUGUGUCAAGUUAUCUUCAUUUCGCCUAGUCAGGCAUUACUUUGGGACGUAGCGUAGGAGUUAUCGAUAUGCAAGGCAGUGAGUUGUCGCGAAACUAACGGAAAACGUGUGCUCACAGAGACCCAAUGCCCAGUUUAGUGCUAGGGUACAAUGCCUCGACUUGUGUUCAUUUCUGAAUUCUUGCCUGCGUAACAAGCGUUUCCGCGCGAGUUCGUGGAGAAAGUUAGGACGAGAGCAAAAAAGAGCAAUAAAGGGGGAGGGGAGGGAGAGAAAAAAGCUUUUAUUCCUCUUUACCCCACCCCCCUCCUCCUUUUAACUUCCAUUUCUUUUGCUCACGCCCCAAUUUUCGCGCAAUAACUCGAUUGGAAACGCUUGGUACGCAGGCCAUUUGAAUUUAGACGCGGGCACCUGAAAAAAGGGGUGUGUUCACAUUUUUUCCUAGCGAGUAGCGUACUCGGGGCACUAAGGGUGAACAAUGUUUAUGCCAUUUUGCUGGAGCUCGGUUUUUCACUAUGUCAGUGGUUUGAAUUGUUGUUUCUUUUCACACACACUGCAGGCGUAAGGAUGCAUUCAAACACAACGAGCUGUUCCCUAACUUGAGACCCUCCUCAUCUUAUUGGUCAGCGGUUGAUUCCAGGUGAGCCGAGUUAGUUUUAGCAACCUUGAUCCCAGGGUCUCCUUGUUUUCCAACAUGGCGGCGGCGAAAAAGAAGAUUACACGCUUGCGACGGGAGACUGCAAUGGUAAAGAUGUCUCUGAAAAAGUGUCUUCGCGCCCCCUCACACUUAAUCAAAAUCUCUCCAGCGUUGGUCUUCUUGUUUUGCAGUUAACACCCGCUGAGGAUGCGCGCACAGCAAAAGAAAUGCUCAUACAACCGUGCCUCUCAGUCAAUCAGGGCGAGCGCACUGUAUUAGUUACUUUAUGAUACAUGUGAGUGUUCCGAUGGCAAUGCAUUGAUCACAGAUUCAACUGCAGAAAACAAUCGCGAUGUUUUCGCUAAUUUUCGCUAGUACUGAUCUUGUUCCGCUGUCCGUCUUGUUCAUUGUUUUGAAAUCAAGGAUCGAUAUCACUUUCGUUAAGAACUAACUUCUUUUGUCUCCAGAGUCUGUCGCGUUUUAAAAGAUUGUCAUACUACUAUCUAUUCUUUCCACGUAUUUAUCUGCCGUAAUGGAGUAGUAUUUAGCACUUUGACUGAUAUUUUUGGCUUUUCUCUAAUGACAGUGGGUUUAGUAGUUUAUAAAGUAAUACCCAAGAAACCAUGUCGUAGCUUUAUUUGAUUUCUUAAUUUUUAAUUUAAUGUUGUUUUAAAAGUGAAAUAGAUCAGUAUGUGCCCAAAGCCUCCAAGUCACCACAGUUUGUGGUUCGACGGCCAAAACAGAAAGCAGGCGGAGAAGAACUAGUACAGCUGCCUUUAUUUGGAAGCACGACCAAAAGUGAUAGUAAGAGAAUGCAGUAACAGUUACUUAUAAUUUGAAAUGUAGCCUGCGUGGCUGGCGAUUGCAUUUGUCGAGCGCGCAGAUGAGCACCGAAGUUGCGAGCAGAGUAAGGCGCGCGCCUCGUAGCCUGCAUGACAGGCGCAAAAAAGGAGGAGGAGCGGGGAAGGGAGAAAAGCAUGAAAGGAAAAACGUCCCUUACCCUCUCUCCCAAUUCCCUCCCUUUUUUCCUUCCUUCCGUUCCCCUACCCGCCCUCCCUCCGUUUUUGACACCUGCCACGCUGGCUACGCGCUUUGCGCACGUUUUUGCAGCUUUUUCUUUUUCGUCAAACAAACAGCCAGCUAGGCAGGCUAAUUAAAAUUACACUUAGCAUUCGGAGUGCAAAAUUAGGCAUUUAGAGAUUGCGCGUGACAGUGAAUCUUUUUGCUUUCGAUUGCUCCGGAGGAGUCGUUUCGCUUCUCCAGUCUGCCAUUUAUAGGUCUGCCGUUAACCGCCUCAAACGCACUCAAUCUCGCUUAAUGGAAUGCUCCUUUGUCUUCUAUUCUUUUAAUGUGGUCCGGAAACGCACCACAAAUAACGGCUGCAAGAAGGCUCGAUACGCCUAAAUCAGUUUUAAACUUGUGAAGGAGAAAUUUGAAUUUCACUUUGCAGAAAAUUGUAAAGACGCUCCCCAUUGAAAAGGGAAAAUAAACACCGAAUCGUCUGUUAACGUUCAUAUCAAGACGAUGUAUUUUGUUGUUUUGGGUUUUUUGUUUUUGUUUUAAGGUUCAGUCUUUGGUGAUGUGACUUUCAAUGUUGGUGGACCUGUGUGGGCCAUGGACUGGUGCCCAAUUCCUGGUACGUUGGUAAACGAUGCAUUAUAGUUUAUUUUAACACUUUACGAACCUUUCUCUCUUUCCUUGACAGUUUCCUGUCAGGGACUGAGAGAAACAAUCGACUUCAACUUUAGUUGAUCCUAUAUUUAAACAAUAUUUAAACAAAGAAGCGGUCAACAUUCACGCGCAGCGGCGCACUGUUAGUCUUUGAUUCCAUACAAUUUUAAAGGCCGUUAAGACUUUUGGCGGGAAAUAGUUUAUUGUUGGAUGUCAUGUGAUCACGAAGUAGCCAAUGAGAGCACCUUCUUUGGAGGGAAAUUCCAACGAUGAAUUGCAGUUAGCCCUAACCUUGCCCUCCCAUGUUUUCUACCAAGGAGAAGCGAUCCUGUAUUUCUAGCAGGGGUCCCUUGGGUGUAAUCGCAUUUGCGUGUUGAACGAUUCCUUCGCGUUAUCGAUCCUUGACUGGUAACUUGUUCCAGACCAUUACAAAGAGCUCUGCCCUUCACAUACUAUAUAAAGAUUCCUCUUGUAUAAUUAUGGAUUUGUAUUUUUAGCUCAAGUUGCUUUUUAUGAACUCCUUCUUUUUAGAUUCCAGAAAUAGUGAAAGUCAGUUCCUGGCAAUAAGCACUCACAGAUCACUGGACCAGGUAAUUUUUUGCACAUAACACGCUCUCUAAUGGGGAAUAUCACAAAGAGAAUUCAAGAAAGUAGGAGAAAGCAGGGAUGGGGGAAAAAGAGGAGGAAAGCCUGUAAACAAAGCAGAGCUUUCAAUGCGUUUCUGCUGAGAUAGACGCUUUAAGUGAUCAUAGCCUUAAUAUUGACAAGAGCUUUUAGUCUUUUCGUAGCUUAACGUUAGCUUCCUUAGCACGUCAUUUUAACAUUCUCUCUCACUAGGUACAUUCUAUACAUAAGACCAUUUCUAAGAAGGGACUCAUACAGCUCUGGGAUGUUGGGAAGUUAAAGGUCAAUUCUGCAAGGUAAAACUUUAUUUUUGAGCAAGCUGCUUUGUGCUUUGCCAUUUUGCAGUGUGCCUCUUAUAACAUAUACUGUGUCUUCUCUCUUAAAUAGCGGGUCAGAAAGUUAUGCCAGAUAUAAAUGAUGAAAUUAUAAAUAAGACUGCCUUAGCUCCUUCAGGCAUUCGAUCACUGUAUCGCGGAAAAACAUUUGGCUGUCGGGAACAGUAAAAUGAACGUCUGUGAAAAGUACGCCCAAAUAAAUUUCAUGCUCAAAAAAACGAUGACCUCACUUUCCUUUAUGCUUGUAACUUAACUCUGUCAUUGAAAUCAGGUUUUCUCUAUUUUUUUCCCCUCGUUUUGGUUGCUCACAUUGGCAUUGGUUGCAUUUGUUCAGACAUUUAAGAAGCUUGUCUAUUGUUCUUUAAUUAUCCUUUUAUUUACCACUUUUAAUGUCUUUCAACAGUUCUGGGUCAGGUCCAACUUUGUCCCUUGGCAUUGCACACAAUUAUGGUGCCAUAUGGGACCUCAGUUGGUGUCCGUCGGGGACAUGGGAGCCUAAAUUGUCUACUAAAAAGCAGGUAUGGUAUAUAAUUGUAAGUCAAUGCUUUAACGGUAACAUAAGUUGUUCCCGAAAGUUUGUAAAACCAAUGCCCAAGGAUGCAAAAAGUGCCUUCAGGUCAACGUGCGCCGCUCAAGAAUGGCUUUGCUUGAACUCCCUAGUGUCUAACAUCAAGCUACCCGGAUAUUUUUUGUCGCGAAAUAGCAUUAUGAUUUGUCGAUUUACAAGUUUGCUUGCAACGUUUCAAAUGUUGUUUUUUGCUUUGUUUUUCAGAAUGAAGCCCUUUCGCGUUUAGGUUUGAUGGCUGUGGCCUGCAGUGAUGGCCUUGUUCGUAUCCUCAGGUAAAAUAAAUAGAGAAUCGAUUAAAUAAAGUUAUUAUUUCGCUCGGCAGAAUUAAUAGUGUUAAUGCUAGUAGGGCCUAGAAAAUGCCUGAAAAAAAUAAUUUAAAUCAAACUUAAUGGAGUUAAGAUUUCCAUCUGGACGGGUCUAAACCACUUGGUGAUUUAGCGACAGAACGGGAACGUCAUUUGACGACGGCAAAGCGCGCGAAAAGGACUAAACUCUGCUUCCGGUGCCCAGUUUGCCGCUCAGCUAUUUUUCAAGGCAGUUGAAUUUGAACUUGGGGUCGUCUAACGUUGCAUUGCUGUUCUCCAGCGCUCUAUACGAUUUGGCGGGACGUACUGCCUCAGCCUCCUAAGAUAAUAUAGUAAGCUAAUAUAGUAUUAGGCGUAUUGGAGGGUCUUUUGAGGUGUUUGUCGUAAGUGUGCGGUGAAAUACAUUAAAAGUCAUUGACUUGAAAGCUGAUGUUGUUAAAACGUUAUCAGCACGCUAUCUCCACGAUUGCCUCUUCAUGCUUCAACGAUGUGUAUCUACCAUUGCUAUAAUGUUUGCUUUAACCUUUGCAGUAUACCCUGGCCAACUGAGUUAUUCUCGACGUUGUGUAUGAAGCAGUCAAAUGACCAUACUUCUUAUCCACCUGGUAAGUCUAAAUCUUUUGUUCUUUGGGUUAGUGCUGUCUCCAGUUAAAUUGUGUAUCUACCGUGGGCAAACGUCUAAGGCGUUUUAUUUUUAGUAGCUGGGAUUCUAUUCAAAAGUAAGUGUAAACAUGGGCAAAGAUGUAUGAAUUAAUUUUUUAUCGUAACUUUCUUUUCAUUAUUCUCAAAAUUGUAUUUUUUUUUUUGUUGAAAACGCUUUGUGCCUGAGUAAAAUCAUGCUGGAAAAUGGCGCCGACAAUAACACCAGCUUCUGUUUUCAACAUUCAGAAGUUUUACGAUAAACUUUUAAAACGUUUCGUAAGCUAACAGGGUAUUGGUAAUUUAGUAAAAUCCAACUAAUGGUCUAUUAUCAAUGCUGCGUUUUGAUUGGUUGAGCUACUGCUAGGCUAUAUGUCUGUUUUGAAAAGCAAAACAAACUGAAUCGCGUUUUUAGCUUAAGUUGUUUUGUUUGACCAUGACUAAAACAAUUGUUUAAAAAGUUUAAUAAACUAACAGGAUAUUGUUAAACUGUACGACAGUGAAAUUAGCAAGCUCAGCUUUUAAGUACUUUUCUUUUUCAAUUUACAGUCAUAGUACAUGCCGUCCCUCAUGCUUUGUUAAUGCCAUGCGCCCUGGGCGUGGCCUAUGAUGGACAAUGCGGCCAGGCCUGGUGUGUCAAGUGGAUUCCUCACUCCAUGCAUGAAAAAAUUGCAACGGGGUUUUCGGAUGGUAAAUAUCAUUUCUGUGAUUAGCAAAGCAGUCCUUUUCAAACUUAACGGUUUUGAACUAUCUUGAUCCCAAAGUCUUGGAAGUUUUGGCUUCACCCUAUCCUCCCAAGAAUGCCAAAACAUUUCGUUCGUUUUAGUUUGUUUUGAAUUUUCAUUGAAAAUCGCAAUGUGUAUCUUAGAAUAGGUAAGAAUCACAUGGGUCAAUGAGCUGGCGAUGUGGGAUCCAUGUGGGGUCAAUGUAGGGCUGAUGUUGGCUCCAUGUAGGGUCGAUAAAGGGUCGAUGUAGAAUCGAUGUAAGGUCGAUAAUGUGAAGGAGGAGGAGGAUGCACACGAUCCACCCUUAUCCACCUGACGUAGACCCCCAACCCUUCUACAUACUACUCGCAGAAAAGUUACUCAGUAGCUUCCAUCUAAAGGGUCCCACCGGAUUAUGUUGUUUGCAGACUCAAAACUUAGAUCCCUUUUUCAGUUUGUAUCCAAGUAAAACAGUACCACAGGAAGGUAGUACUCUUGAGUAGCUUUCAUUUAAGUGGUCGUACUUUGAGAUUUCGCCUGACUACCGCCGUAAAUACUGUUCAAUAAAUUGAAGGGUCAGACGGCAGAAUCUUAGAACCACAUGCCAUUUCUCCAUGGGCAUACCGAGCUCACUGCAGUGAUUUGCUUGAGUGACCAUCAAACAAUAGUUUCCAUGUGCGCAAUUUCCAAUGCCCAAAGCAACCUUCAUUGAUCAGCUUUGUAAGCCUGGCUUUAUAUUGUCCGUUUAGAGAUCACAACAUUUUCCACUUAUUUUUAUUUUGCUAUGUCAGUUUCCACAAUUCCGUGGGCAAAUGAGUUGUAAGUUGAAGACAUUAACAUAAGUUGACUAUAAUUAUCUAGCUCCACUAAGUUACAAAGCUAGCUGUCAUGUGUUAUGGCAUUGUCUUUUCAGGAACUGUGGCAAUCUGGAAUCUUAUGACAGAAUCACGUUUGUUAAAAAGACAGAAGGAUGAUGACGGGAAGACGUUCUGUAAGUAACAGUUUUAGUAACUAGCAAGGACUUGUGUUAACUUUCAUAUCCCAUUUGUGUUUUUUGGUAGAAAAGGAAGCAAAUAGAUCUAUAUAUUUUUUUUUCGCUAAAUAAUUGUGUUUGGUUCAAUUGUUGUCCAACGCAGGUCUGGCGCCUUUUCUCCAUAUUAUAACAAACUCAUCAGUCGUCAGAAGCCUGGCGUGGUGUCCAGAAAAUCCAAAUAUUUUUGCCACAGGUAACAAUAACUAAUUUCCAUUUUUGAAGCUGGUUUACACGCGUUGGAUAGUGCUUUUCUAUAACCUUUUAAAUACUAAGAUCAAAAUUUGAAUUCUCAUUUGUUGCCCCUAUUCAUUUCCUACAGAAUUAGUGGGAAGAAGAAAACAAUAAUAUAUCAAGCAAAUUCAUCGUUUGUGAUCAUGUCCGUAAUUCUCAUGACCACUCUGUUUUACAAAGCAUUGAUAUUACAAGGAGAAAUUUGAUGCUGAUCACUCUUAAGGCUUGAAGGGUUAACCAGUUAAUUAAAAAGACGUUUUCAAAGCUAAGUUCGCAUCGUAACCUUUUUCGAUUUCUUUUGUCCCUUCAUGAGUCAUUUAUAAGUUCAGAUUAUAUAACAUCAGGCGUGUUAUAUACACAGACUUUGCUAUCGUCGGGUUUCUUUCCCAGGUAGUUACGAUCGAGAGUACAAGGUAUGGAAUCUGACGAAUCCAUACAUGCCCAUUGUGACUUUCAGGCGAGGUUAGUAUUUCUCUCGGAGUUUUUUAUUUUCGUGUGGUUUCUUUUCUUCGUGCUUUUAAACACCUUGUCCUGUACAUAGAGUCAGCUCUUUCCAAAAGAGACUGAUUUUCCGUUUUAACGAGCCAUCUGCCUCAUAGAUACAAUGAGCAAAUCGCUGAACUAGUUGUCCGCUUGAUGAAGAAUUCUGUCUUGUAGAAGUGUUGAGGAGGUUGUCUGGAUUUUUGAAUGCUUUUGUUUUACUUUAAGACUUAUCUUUGCCUACUCAAUGAAGAUAAUCUCGUUCAAAGUUUCUAAAAAAAAUACUUUUCGCCGUGUGCGAAAGGAACCAAUAUUAUCCUCGGCGUUUACUGUGUUUUUCACUGUUUUCGUCGGUUCUGUCAUUCAUUGUGUGUAAAAGAGUAAAUGGAUCACCAAAAAUGGACGACCCCUUAUUGCGUUUUGGUUGUUGUUGUUGUUGUUGUUGUUGUUUUUGUUGAAUACCGUAAAAUUCCGAAAAUAAGCCCCGGGGCUUAUAUUUUUCAAAACUUUUGAGGGCUUAGGCGCUUAUAUUCAGGGCUUAUCUACGGAAAUUUGUGUUUCAUUUUUCAUUCUCAUAUAGUUGAAGUAAAUGAACCGUUUUUCUUUUUUACUUUUGUAUUUGAGGGCAAUUUUCCAAGUACAAGCCCCUCUGUGCAUAUUUCCUCAUUUGAAACGGAGGGUUUUUGCGAACCAGUUUGGGGCCUAUUAUAUUUGGAGGGGCUUUUUGGAGGGCCUUGUUUUUGUUUUAUAUAUAUAUUUGGCCAUUAACAGUGUUUUAACGCUUAUCUGUUGCAGCACACACAACUGAAAUGUAUUGGUCUGUUGUCUCCGAGACCGUUAUGAGCAGCGAGGAUGAUUGCUAUCAAAGUACAAGGCUCCCUUGUAUCGUAAGAACCUUCAACUUUACAAACGAAAGAUCCUUCGCCAAAACCUCUAAAUCUACCAUUCACAACAGCACAAUCUGGGUACGUAUGAAAAUGUCACUGAAACAGGCCAUUCCCGAGUACCAAGAACUCCCAUUUUUAAAACGAGGCUAAGUGUUAAACCUUCCUUGUAAAAAUUAUUUUAUUUGUUGAGAAUAAAAAUUCAUUUUCAUAUCAAUGGCUUUACACUUUGCCUCGUUUUGAAACAGAGGUUUGGGGGCAACUCAGGAAUGGCCUAUAGAUUUACUGAUAAACAGUAGUUAAACAAUCAUAGUUUCCAUCUUUUGUACAUGGCCUGGAUCAUAGAGUUUUGAAUUGUCGAUCAUUCCCCUGUUGUUCAAAUGUUGGAUAGCCCUAUCCAUUGGGUGAAUCACUAUCCAGUGGAUAAAUAUUAGAAAAACCGAUUGCGCUAUCCACUGGAUAUAGUGAUUUAUCCGAUGGAUAGCGGUAUCCACCUUUUGAACAACUGGGGCCUGUUCUGUUCAGAGCAGAGGUGGUAAAACACGUGUUAGUCUUUGUAGAUGAGGUCAACGAAGUUUCGGGCGAAAGGAGUUUUCUGGUUGGAAAAUCGUGGAGCCUCUAACUAGAGCAAAAUCACGGCUCAAAAAUGCGAAAAGUCCAAGCCGUUCAACUGAAAAACGUCAUUGGUUAAACUCCCUUUUGUCGACCACAACUUCCCACUACCCUAAAAUCCAAAAUAUGGCCUGAUCUCAGGAUACUUUCCCCACCCAUCCAUGAGCAAAAGAUCGAUUCUUGCCUACUCCACCCACACCAUGACUGAACCGUUUGGUUUCCCUACAAGCUUUGCGUCUUACUGUAGAGUUUUGACUUCCCUCCCACACAGUCUGUACAUGUAUCCGACUGGGCGAAGCUACUGGCCUGUGGAGAUGCGUCCGGUGAAGUCGAAACGGUGAACCUCAGAAAGAAGCAAAGUGCCAAAUUUGUAAGUAAAUACCCUGUCUACUUACCGUAAGGUUCCGCUUUCAAACCCUCGGCUUAUAUAUCAAGGAAGGGUUUUUGGACGGCUUAUUACCGGAGGGGCUUAUAUCCGAGGGGGCAUAUAACGAGAAUAGAAAAAGCGCUUCAGACAAACUAUUCUUGGUUUGCAACCACGUGACAAGGCGGCCAUGUAGGGGGUCAGUACAAUAGAAUUUUUUCUCGCAGAAUUUACAUGCAAAUGAAGCCUAGUUCCCAGAGGAGAGUAAUGCUUUUGUUCUUGACUAGCAACAUGGCCGCCGUGACGUCACGUGCAAACCAGCAAUAGUAGUGCUGAUUAAAACAAUGGCUCCAAACUGCUCUUUAUCUUGGGACAGAAUAUGGUGUCUCUUCAAAGUGCUUUAUUAAUUGUAUUGUAUUUGUACUUUUAAACGUUGCCCUUGAUACUUGGACCGUAUUUUUACUUCUCCAACGUGCCUUUUAAAUGAGCGCAGUCGUUUCUUCUUGAGUGCGCUUCUAAAGUACUGUUAUAAUUAGACCAUCUCUGUACCCUUUUAAAAGUGCCCUCAUUAUUUGGACCUUACCCCUCAAGGUGUCCCUUAUAGUUGGACAGUAUGUUUAUCUCUCCAAAGUGCCCUUUAUACGUACCCCUCCAAAUUGUUCUUGGUAAUUAUUUAAGUAAUUAUUUAAGUGCCCCUCCGAAGUGCUUUUUUGAUAUUUUCAUCCUCCCCCUCUGGAAUCGCCUUUUUUUAUUAAGACAGUCAAGAUCACACAUGACGAAACACUGUUGCCUUUAAGUUAUUAUUAGUAUUGUUUCUUUGUUUCUGCAGGGUAUUUAUAGAGUAUACUUAGAAAAGCUUGAUCAAGAUGGCGGAAAAGAAGGAGGACAGGAAGAAGGCUCUCAGAACGAAGGUACACAUAUUGCAGGGACAGAGAGAGGGGAUGCUGAUAAGGACCGUGAAGGUGCCGGUAAAAAGCAAGUCACCAACCACUCUGAGGGGUCAAAAGAAAAAAACUCGGAUACCUCCACUGAUAAAGAAGUGAAAGAUUUGUCUCUACCACGAACCACUGAAGAAACGUUCCAGCAGUACAAGCUUGUCUUUUACGAUGUUAACACUGUAAGUUGCUUAGUGAAAAACGAAAGUAAACAGUCUGUUUUUGUAUCCUCGGGAAUUUUAAAAUAGUUCAUGAGGAUAUUAAAUAUUGUUGAAUAUUGGUACAAAGGUAUAUUGGUAUGUUUUGUAGACGAUUUGGUGAUUAUCGAGUAUCGUUAAAGUGAGACUUGAUAGAAACCUCACUUCUUUCCAAUUAAAAAUUGUGCUCUAGUGGACAGGAGUUGUAGCGAUUAAGUUUGAAAGAGCGCGACAACACUUUUCUAGUGACGGCUUUAACGCUGUCGUCGUCGCAUCUGCCUUAACUCCCUACUUAAACCUUCUUACAUACCUCGAAAUGGUAACUAGAGCUUUGCCAACAUGAACGUAGCACACCAGCUACCGGGUUUCCAGAGCCACUUUUACACAGAAGGCCAUUUUCGUCCCCAGCCAGUUCGUGCUAUCCGAGUAAGUGGAGGAGGCUUGGAACUGAGCGCGAUUAACAACCAAAAACAACCGAGGAAUAUUGGGAACGAGGCUGAUGAAAGGUAUCUUUUUCCUUUAACAGAUUGAGUUUGCAGAUAUCGCCGACAAAUCCGAUCCGGAAGUGAAGCGUCAUUUAGACGUCAACUUACUGCAGUCUGCCCCUUACAAUAACUUUACCAAUCCUCAAGCGAUUCUCAAGGUACGUAGGACUACAUCAAUUACAUUACUCAGUGUCUUGUAACGCAAUCUUCCUAAACAGAACUUGUGUGUCACGUCAUUCGUCUUUUUGUUAUGUACUUUGAUUUGGCCUUGUUUGUUUUUCGAACGAAAUGCGAUUCUCAAGGUAAGUAGGACGAUAUCGAUUACAUUACUCAGUUUGUCUUGUAACGCAAUCUUCCUAAACAGAACUUGUGUGUCACGUCAUUCAUCUUUUUGUCAUGUACUUUGAUUUGGCAUUGUUUGUUUUUCGAACGAAGUGCAAACAGACAAAGCAACAAAUAUUCUUUAAUGUAUUGGUAUAUUGCUGGAUAAGCCAAAUCAUGAUAUCCUGUGUGGUAAUAAAUGAGUAAAAUCACUUGCUUUUUCUGAUGUCUGUGUCUAUAAUACCAGAAACUCAGAAGGGGUUGAUUCAACUCCUUAAGAGUUUCUGAUGAAACCUUGUCAAGAAAGUGUUAACGCGCUUAAGUACACUUCGUCAAUUGUCCGUGUAAAAUGGUUUUCUGAUUUCUAACGAGUCAAUUGAAAUAACUGAAGAGCUACCGGAACGAAAACGCAAGCGUUCGUUUUAGAAAGGUGUCUGUCUUGUCGAGUUGCCCUUUGAUAGACAGAAAACUGUUCCUUUAAAAUCCUGUUCAAUCCACAAGAGCAUAUGUACAUAACUUAUAAAUAGAGAAAAAAGCAAAUUCCCUUGAAAAGAUCAUGUGGUCCGCAUUAAGAAAACAAAACGUACAAUGCGAGAAGGUCUAUUUCAGUGGUAAAUCCAGAGGAGGGGCGAGGCCCCCCUUUAUUUUUAGACCAAACUGAGGCCCGAAAAAACGUUUUUAGACCGCCCCCCGCCUUAUCUCAGGGUCUUAUCCCCCCCCCCGCCCUGUCACCUGAAGGCCUGGAUUCGCCACUGUAUUUAACCACAAAGUUUUGCUGUCCCGUUAGGUUCGCUUCAAUCCUAACAAACAAGCUUUCACCUGGCUUGCGUCUGGAGGGGCUGCAGGUCUUGCCAGACUUCACCUUGUAAAGCAGUUAAAAGACGCGUGACGGCAAGUACUUAACAAGAGAUUUCUAUUGUGUGCCUGUGGAUGGAAAUCUUUUACCAAUAAUGACAGCCCACGCGAGUGAAUGCUCGCGAUUGCAAGUAUCAAACUUCCUCUCGCUCUAAGAUCGAAUAAAGAGGAUCUGGGCACAUGUGCCCCUUAUAUGGUCAUCACCGGUAUCGGUUCAACAUCGGCAUCGUCGUCGUCAUUAGCAACACUUUCGGAAGCAAUUGUCCAAUAAGACAACUCACCUUCUUGCCUUGAGGGUGUUUCGUGCCUUUGAGCAAAUUUACGACUAGCGGUUUGCCCUAUGAGUCCAUCUUGUGACCAUUUCUGUUGAGGGGCAGAUCAGUUAUUGCAGC